This is a messenger RNA of Bactrocera dorsalis (oriental fruit fly), 1612 nucleotides long. RefSeq lists its product as uncharacterized. The record is from RefSeq and is a predicted model, not a curated record. Gene Ontology annotation, biological process: septate junction assembly. The coding region runs from base 439 to 966 and encodes 175 amino acids. Lineage: Eukaryota; Metazoa; Arthropoda; Insecta; Diptera; Tephritidae. The transcript is spliced from 5 exons.
AUUAAAAAAAAAACUAAAAAUUAAAAAAAUUUAAUCAAAUAAAUAAAAAAAAAAAUAUUUAAAAAAAAAUCAAAUUUAUAGUGUAUAUACGCUGUUUUUGAAAAAAAAAAAAUAUUUUUCUAUAAAAAAAAAAUAAUUCCGAUUUUCGAAAAUAACCAAACGUGCACUGUUUGAAGUUUAUUUCAAUCGCUGUGCCAAUCAGCCAGUACAUACUAAAUUUUGUCGACUAACCAGUACAACAACUAGCCGUCACGCUAAUUAUAGCGCACUUGUACAACAAUAACAACAACAUAAACCACAAAACCAUUGUGUUUAAGCCGUACUCGUACUCACAACGAAAAUUUUCUUAAAAAUAUAAAAUUUAGAUUCGGUUCAAGUUGCUCAGCAAACCAUUCAAUUAUAACGAAAGAGUUCUAAUUCUAAAAAAACACAACCAAAAUGAGCUAUCUGCGUUCAAUAGAAAUCUCACGCGUAGAGAUGACGCCGGCGGAAGACUCCACCUACACGACAAGUAGCGGUUCGAAGCGUGCGAGCUACUCGUUGAUGGGCAUCAAGUUGUUGGAAUUGGCGCUGGUCAUCACUUGCAUCGGCCUCAUCGAUGAGCCAUCCACACACUCACAUCUGCGCAUCUUCAUCACGCCGCGCGUUGUCGCCCUCUGCUACGUAACCUUUGGCAGUCUCAUCAUUUAUACUUCAAUUUACUUAAUUAUGGCAUUGUUCGGCGAUGUCACAUCUUGGCGCACCUCGACGCUGUGGUCCAUCAUUGGCUUCAUACUGCUUGUGGCUGUGACGGCGCUACUCUUCCGCGAUUGGUCCACCACAAAGGAGCGCAAUUACUGGCAUCCGAAUAUGCAACGUCUUGACCUGGUGCUGGCCGCUGCUGCGGUCUCAUUGGUGACCACACUCAUCUACUUGGUGGACUUGUUGGCUACAAUACGUUUUGGUGUUAGCGGUGAACUGGAGUAAAUGCGGUUGUGGUUUAGCGACUAACGGUCGCACAGAGCAGCUGUGCAUCAUCGACGUCUUCUGGCUACGUUUUAAAGAGAAUGCUGUAAUAUUUACAGAAAAUCGACGCAAAUUUGUUUAUAAUAUUUUUUAUUAAUAAUUUUUACGAAAAUAAUUGCAAUAUUUUAAUUUUCAAUGCAUAGUAUUAAGCUCAAAGUAACAAUUCGUUGGUGUUUAUACUUAUAUAUAGUAACAUAGAUAUCUAUAUAGUUGUAUAGAAAUAUCAGUGGCGCAUCCGCGGAGGGUUUUGGGUAGCAAGCACACCUCAAAACAGAGAUUCUAAUUAAAAUUGUCCAGAAUUUACGAAGUAACUUCAAUAUUAAAAAUCUUUUGGCAGCAAAAAACCCCCAAUAGCAAAUGCUGGCUACGCCACUGAGUAAUAUAUAUACAUAUAGGUAUAAUGCUAAGCGCAAUCGAAUAUUUAAUAUGCCAUGAGAAAUUCGCAUUUCUUUAAAUGUACAAAAAUCACAAAUAAAAUGUUCAAUAUUGAUUAAGUGCGUCAAAUCGUUGACGAGACACAGUUUUUUUAAAAACGUUUUUCUUACAAACUAAUUGUAAAAGUUGAAUAAACAAUUUUUUAAUACAACAGUAAUUAUAUAUAACCGAA